This is a messenger RNA of Porites lobata, 570 nucleotides long. Lineage: Eukaryota; Metazoa; Cnidaria; Anthozoa; Scleractinia; Poritidae. The record is from the annotation of a GenBank genome assembly.
UUAAAAAAGUCUUCUCAAAAGAAAGUUAUUCGUCACUAUUUGCCCGAUCUUCCAUUGCCAAGCAGUGCGUCUCAGGAGCCAGAGCUGUGGAAGCGCUUUUGGUAUGGUAAUUUUAUUUCAAAUUUAAUAAGAAUACAGCACAGUUUCACUAAGUUUUUUUGUACUCAUGUACAUGGUUAUGAAACGUUUUUUCAGUGAUACGCGAAGGAAACCAUUUCUGUCUUGCGAUAUAUGUAAGUGGUUGCUUUCAUUUUCAGGAUCAAUAGAACCGAAAAACCCUCCAUUUUACAAGAAGAAUUGGCAGCCUGCAACAGAGGCCUAUACCCAAAAAUCCACACAAUUUUGCGACUCCUAAAGAUAGCCCCUGUGAAAAGUGCAACUGUGGAACGUAGCAACUCAUCACUGCGCUUUGUAAAGAGUUGUUUUAGAGGCACCGUGAGAGAAGACCGCCUUAACGCACUGUCGCUGCUCUUUAUUCACAAGGACGUUGCUCUGGAUUAUGAUGCAAUUAUUGACGACUAUGCCAAGCGCAACAAGAGAAGGAUGACAUUUAUCAAUCCCCUGCAAUGA